AUGUCAUUAUCGAAUCGCAACCAUCUCGUGUCGACUAAUUCACUAGGAUUGUCGCCACACGAAAAAGAAAAACUGACAGUGCGUUCAAAGACACACAAUUUCCUCAAACCGUCCGACGUACCCGCAGCUAGCUUCACAAGUUGCUCCAGUACAGCCACCACCUCGUCAAGCAACCCUGCCACCACCAACAACAGCACCGCUACUACUAGUAGUAGCAGUAUACGUAGUGCCCGAACGAUUAAUAACAGUAGUACAAGCAUGACCACCAGAGCACUGGGAUCUGUUCAGCCCUCGCCUGUAGUAGCAGCAGCAGUAGCAUCAUCGUGUGCAGCAAGUAAUAUCUCUACACACACCACCCAAACUACUACCCUAGCUAGUAACAUCACUUCUAGCGUUGAUUCGAGUAACUCUACUAAUACGGCAGUCGCUACAACUACUACUACUGUUAUUACUACUAUUACUACUACAACUUCAACCUACAAGACCGCAGCGGCUGAUUUUGAUUGCAGGCAAGAUGACGAUACCUAUGCAGAUGAUAUUUACACAACCGCUAUUAGUUCUUUGUCUAGCAGUUCUGAAAAAAGCAACGUAGACUUUUGCUGUAAUCAUUGUAGCAUUACGAAAGGUAACAACGUUUGUGUUGACAAGGUUUGUCGGUUUACACCGACGCAAGAAUCCGUCGACCACAGUUGCUGCAGCAGAAGUCGAAGUAACAGUUCAAACAGUAGCACUGGUAGUACUUGUACCAUCAGCUGCAGCUGUAGUUGCAAUAGUAGCUGCACUAGUAAAUGUUAUUGCAGCUGCACUCGGAGAAGUGCUGUCGACAGUGAAAGUUGUGUCAGCUCGAGUCGUACGUAUUCGACUAAAACGAAAUCAUCGCACACAAUCGGAAGGAGAUACGCUGUACACAUCGGCAGUGAAUCGAUUACUGUCGAGAGUUGCGAGCCAAAAAAACGCACUCCAAGUUACGGUUUGUUAUUAAAAAGUAAAACCGACACAGUCCACCCAAAAGAAUCCGGGGUCACUACCUCUACGCCACCACCAGCGGACAACAGUUACUGUUCGUGCUGUUUUGGUAAGAAUUCACCGACUAUCCAUGCAGAACCGCCCGUCUCGUUUCUCUCCCCUCCCUCCGCUAGGUCUUCCUCCCCGUCAUCUCGUACCCAGACUGACGGAGCGACAAGUGCCUCACUCGGAACAAACCACGACACUAAAACCGCGCAGAGCGAGACACGAGUAACAGGCAGUAAAGUAUCACGGACACCUUUGCAUGCGACCGGGGUGCCACUGGCAUCUACAUCGCCUACCAAGGUAGCAGCUGUCGCCUCCAGCAAGAUAGGGGUGGGUAGCGGCCUAUUGACAUCCAAGCCAGUCCCGCUUGUCGCUCGUCAACCUUGGCUUCAGAUUUCUCCCUUGAAAUCGGCGACAAGUUACAGUGCUUCUGAUGGCAGAAGAAAACCGACUGUUUCUUCAACGCCCUAUUCCAACUCCCGCGCUAUUCAGACGAAACGCUGUAACCAUAAACUCUGGUCAUCAAAACAAACACAGCAGCAACAUCAAGAGCAACAGAAAAGUUGUGCUAGUUUAACAAGUCGUGGGUCCAAUGUUUCGAACAUUUCUCGGAGCGGAGGGUGGAAAUUUAACAAAAUGGGCAACGGGUCGAGUCAUGGCAGCGGUGGGCAUGUUGUCAUCGACGGCGAGUCCCUGGAGGUGAGUCGCAUCAAGUCACUCAUUCCAGAGAUGAGACGUGAAUUAAGGAAGAAGGAAUCGAUGAUUGCCCGCUAUGAGGCAGAGUUACACGAGAAGAUCAGGGAGUUAAAAGAAAGAACGGCCGAUAUCCAGAGGCUACGUGGAGAGGUACACAAACUGAGGUCGGUACUUCAGCUAAAGGUGUGUAACGAGGAAGGACGACCAGAUAUUCUGGCCACUAUUCAGGAGACAUUACCAAAUAAUAAUGCCGGCGACCAGAGAUUAAAACGACAAGGAGUGUCUGGAGAAAGUUACAAUAACGCGGAUGCAAACAAUCAAAUAAAGGUACAACAACUAACAUUGUUCGAAAUUAUCUAUCUAUCUAUCUAUCUAUCUAUCUAUCUAUCUAUCUAA
This is a messenger RNA of Acanthosepion pharaonis, 2103 nucleotides long. The record is from the annotation of a GenBank genome assembly. NCBI's taxonomy places the organism in Eukaryota, Metazoa, Mollusca, Cephalopoda, Sepiida, Sepiidae.